AUGUCGUUUGAUCGCUUGAACUCGCUAGAGGCGCAGCCUACAACUUUCCGUCGCUCCGACGAUCCCCAAUAUCGCGAUGACCCCGAAUUCCAUCGUUUGACCGAGGGUCUCUCCAACCAACUGUUUACCCUGACCUCCAACAUCACUCGGUUGUCCGAUCAGAUUGCCCUUCUGGGAACGAGGCGAGACACCGAGCGUGUGCGCGAGAGAGUCCACAAGCUUCUGGAGGAUACUCGGGCGGGAUUCAGAGAUGUCGCAGAUGGGAUCAAGAAGGUCCAAACAUGGGAGGAUGUCAGUCCCUCCCAAAAAUGGACUCAACAGAAGCUAUCGUCCGAAUUCAAAGCUACCUUGGAAGAGUUCCAGACCGUUCAGCGUCGUGCCUUGGAGAAGCAACGAGCGUCUGCAGCAGCAGCUCGGACUGCCGUAGACGAAGCGGAGCCUGGCUCCGGGGGUGAUCACCAGCAGCAGCAACAGCAAGAGCAACUGUUGGAGGAACAGCCCCGCCUUGCAAACCAGGAUGAAGUGGACUUCCAGGAGGCCCUCAUUAUCGAGCGCGAGGCUGAGAUCCGCAACAUUGAGCAGAGCGUUGGCGAACUCAAUGAACUGUUCCGGGACGUGGCUCACAUUGUUCAUGAGCAAGGUGGACAGCUCGACAUUAUCAGUGAGAAUGUCGAACGAGUCGGCGAUGACACUCGUGGAGCAAACGUCGAGCUCCGUAGCGCCAGCCGAUACCAGAAGAAUGCGCGCAACAAGGCCUGCUGUCUGCUUGUCAUUCUUGCUGUUAUCCUUACCAUCAUCGUCCUGGCGGCAACCCUGGGAUAG
Aspergillus tubingensis is the source of this 822-nucleotide messenger RNA. Its product is annotated as SNAP receptor PEP12. Gene Ontology annotation, biological process: Golgi to vacuole transport; intracellular protein transport; vesicle fusion. Gene Ontology annotation, cellular component: endomembrane system; SNARE complex; membrane. The transcript has 2 exons. Gene Ontology annotation, molecular function: SNARE binding; SNAP receptor activity. Lineage: Eukaryota; Fungi; Ascomycota; Eurotiomycetes; Eurotiales; Aspergillaceae. Bases 1 to 822 code for a protein of 273 amino acids. The record is from RefSeq and is a predicted model, not a curated record.